Messenger RNA from Acipenser ruthenus (sterlet), 4366 nucleotides. RefSeq names its product E3 ubiquitin-protein ligase SH3RF2-like. Gene Ontology annotation, biological process: protein ubiquitination; positive regulation of proteasomal ubiquitin-dependent protein catabolic process; negative regulation of apoptotic process. The record is from RefSeq and is a predicted model, not a curated record. Gene Ontology annotation, molecular function: protein phosphatase 1 binding; metal ion binding; ubiquitin protein ligase activity. Bases 396 to 2807 code for a protein of 803 amino acids. Gene Ontology annotation, cellular component: nucleoplasm. The transcript has 11 exons. Lineage: Eukaryota; Metazoa; Chordata; Actinopteri; Acipenseriformes; Acipenseridae.
AUUAAAGAAAAUGCGAAGCAAUCCUUUCGUGGCCCUCCAACUGGGUUUCAACACCAGCAGCAAUUAAGUCUGCAUAUAAUUCAUUACUGCACACGUACAAUUAAACAUCGCUACUGUAUAAGGCACCCUUUUUAUUAGACCAAUUCUCAGAUGAUUACAUUUGUUUACAUUUCAAUUAUAUGCACUGAAAUAUGCCAGGAGGCAACAAACCUCUUCUGUUUGUCAAGGCUUGUGAGAGGAACAGAAAAUGACUUUUCAGUAAAUGAAAAGAAGCUCUCAGGAGCAGUAAAGUGAAAUAAAACCUACAGCGAAGGGCCCACGCCUAACAUGGCUACAAUCCAGUUAGUUAAUUGAUUCACGGGUGAUGUCUCCACCAUAACCUCUGUGAUCUUGAGAUGGAGGAUUUAGCUUUUGUGGACCUGCUGGAGUGCCCUGUGUGCUUGGAAAGACUUGGUGUGUCGGCCAAAGUGUUGCCAUGCCAACACACCUUCUGCUUGCCCUGUCUUCAGAAGAUGGUCUAUGGCAAGGCAGAGCUGCGGUGCCCUGAGUGCAGGACCCCAGUCACAUGUGAAAUCGAGGAGCUGCCUGCCAAUCUGCUCCUGGUUCGGCUUCUGGAUGGUAUAAGACAAGGCCCUGGUGGGAUGUCGAAAUCAAACACUGUUCGGAGACCCAAGGUCUUCUUGUCGCAGGACCCCUCCAGAAAAAGACCUGGGGACCCAAGGAAUUCACAAGCACUGCAGCACAGACAUCUGCAGAACACCAUGAGCUCACUGGACGGGGUGCCGUGUGCCAGGGCGUUGUAUAACUAUGGAGGUUCCCUCCCCGGGGACCUGAAGUUCAAAGCAGGAGAUCUCAUCAUCCUGAGACGGCAAGUGGAUGGAAGCUGGUACCAGGGAGACAUCAAGGGUGUGAGCGGACUGUUCCCAGCUAGCGUUGUUCAAGUUAUCAACCAGCUUCCCCAGCCUCCUCCCCUCUGCAGAGCUCUUUAUAAUUUUGAGAUGAAGGAGAAAGACCAGGAUGAGAACAAAGACUGCCUGACCUUCCGAAAGGACGACAUCAUAACACUGAUAAGACGUGUUGAUGAGAACUGGGCCGAAGGAAAGCUGGGAGAUAAAGUUGGAAUAUUUCCUGUCCUGUUUUCAGAGCCUAAUUCCACCGCUGUGAAGAUACUUCAGCAAGGCAAAGCGAACGGCUGUCGCAGUAUCUCAGGGAACAACUCCUCCACCUAUCGGAGUGGCUGCAGGCGCAUCGACACCCGCAGGAGAAGCCUCAAGCAGCCCUCCAUGACCAGCUCCCUGAACCGGCUCAACAGAAGAGCCCCAUCUCCUGAGUCUGAGUGCCAGGCCCCAGAGAUCAGCGCUCCAGUUCUCAUCGGCUCCAGUAACCCCGCUCUAGUGGCACAGUUCAGUGAGUGGAGCAGGGAGGGAUCACCAGGCUUCUCUUCUCAGAUACCUGCCACUCCUAUGGAGAGAGGAGUAGCCCUCGAACCCUCUCCUUCCCCUGCCGUGGAACCUACAAACUCAAAAACCAUGACCAGCGAUACAGACAGAUCGCUCUCCAGACAAGUGUCUGUCAGCGUCUGUGCUGCCUUGUAUCCAUACACACCGCGGCGGGCCGAGGAGCUGGGGCUACAAAAGGGGGAGAUGGUUGGUGUUUAUGGGAAGUACCAGGAAGGAUGGCUGAGGGGCCUGUCACUGCGAACAGGCAAAGUGGGCAUCCUGCCAGGCAACUAUGUCACCCCAGUGCUCAGAACGUCUGCUACAGUCUCGGAGCGCAAGCCAGCUUUGCUUACUACGAGUCCGACAGGAAGGAGGUCACUGAUUGUGAAACCGCAAGCAACAGUCAUUCCCCUUGACAGAAAUUCUUCAAAUGGGACAACAAGGCCAGCCGUGCAGCUACAUUCCGUUGCCAUGCCAAACCCUGUGACAUCGGCGGGCCUGGUGAGAGCAGCAGCCCAGCCAGCCAGCACUGUGGGGAGAGGCACAGGGAGGCGUGUCUUCAGCACGCCACAGAGAGGGUCUUCAAUUCCGGUUAAUGGUACAUUCCGCCCCUCUCCCUCUGCUAUGGUUCGACCCCAGCAGCCCCACCCUCAACUUUCUACAAUUGCACCUGUUGCCACGGUGAUAAGACAAAACCACCCUGUAAAAACCACCUUGCGCAGGGAUUCUGAAACAACAUUACCCUCUACUGGUAGCUCAGCAACAUUGAAUGCCAGAGAUGCUGCUGUAAAUGGGACACUUACAAAACAAAUAACCCCUCAAUCCAUACUGGUUAAACCGGAUUCCAACAAAAACAGUUCAGAAAAGCAGGUCAAAACGGUCCGCUUCCAGACUCAGGACUCCCCGCCCCAGCUGAAAAGGAGCAAUUCACAGCCAUCCGCACAGAGCACCUUAAAAAGACCGGAGCAGACGAGCACUGGGGCCGCCACACAGGAACCAAGUAGCAGCCAGGGGACCACUCUCUACCACACCCGAGCUGGGUCCUGCCCCGUGGGAACAGAGAGCAAAAUACCAAGACACAACCAGACAACAGACUCUCUGGAUCUCUCCACUCCAGACAUGCCUGUCCAUAUUCAGCAAAGCUCCAUCAAAACGCAAGACUUAACAGAGCCACCAUCGACUGGAAGGUACAGGGUGUGGAUUUCCUGUGCAGCACAAAGAGAAGGAGAGCUGGAUCUGAAGGAAGGAGACCUGGUCCUGGUACAGAGGACACGGCAGGACGGCUGGCUCCAGGGAAUCCACGAACAGACUGGGAAAACUGGACUUCUCCAGUACAAAUUUCUGGAGUUUCUUGAAAAACAGAGCUAGCUGACUGCCAUUUUUAGACUUUGUGAAGAAAGGCUGCCAAAAAAGAUGUAAUAUAUAUUGCUUGUUUCUUUUAAAGGGAAGUUGUGUUGAGUUUGUCAAAGUCUUGACCACAACUCAAAGGUAUACUCUGAGAAAAGCUGUGUUCUCAUGUGUUUGAAACACAAGUCCUAUCGAAGCACUGAAUUAUUAUUGUUUUGUCUUGCUUUAACACGACUGUAUUAUUAAUUUAAUUGAAACUGAAUGUGUAUUGCAUAUCCUUUUGUCAGAUGGUAGACAAGAGCAUUUAUUCAGAUUUGUCCAGUCAAGGUCUCUCUUGUGCUUCACACAAAGGUAUGUAUGAUUGCAUCAUCAUUCCUGAUUUACUAGGUCAGUUCUACUCCCAUUUCCCAGUGAAGGUACUGUUAGUUGCACUUUAAUAAUGAAACAUUAAGCUUUAAAUACAUCAAGAAAGUGCCUUGCACAUCAAUCUGCUAUAGGAAUCGAUCCAGCAGACUGGAUCAGUUAACGGUCGUGUCCCUUUUUGAUCAGCUUCAAACAAAGGAACGAGGACACAUGCUUUGGAUAAUGCACAACCCUUUAGUCUACUGGUUUGUCCAUUGGAGCUGAGAUUCUGAUUCUGGCACUUAUAUUAGUGCAGGAAGAAAGGUUCAGAUGUUUAAAGUAUUUUGUUAGAAUCAGAAGUGAGAAAAGUGUUAUCUGUGUGUAUCAAGGAAGGAGCUUGUUUUUAAUUAAAUGAAUAGGAAGAUAAGAAAUGAAAGCAAGAAUUUCUACUGAAAACAGAAUAGAUAUUGGAAAGUGUUGAUAAAAGGAGUCUGUACUAUUAAUAGAAACUGUUUUUUUUGUUGCAGUUGACAGGUGAUGAGUGUGCCAGUUUAAAAGGAAAAACAACAGUAAUAGCAAAACAUUGUACAUAGUGUAAGAACACAUGGUUGCGUGACACCUUAAUAUAGAAGAAUAAUACAAAAUCCUCAAUACAUAUGCAAGCUUAUAAAAAAAUAAGACAUUGUUUAACACCAUGCUUGUAAAUGGGUACAUUCUUUCACUGACACAUCUGCCUUUGUAGGCUUACCCAAGAAUUCAGCUUGCCGUGUACAUACUGUGCUACAGUGGUUGAGUCUCCCAACCACUUACUCCUACACACACAUUGUAAAUAUAUCUUGACACCAACACAAAACAUACCCUGGCGCUCCGUGUAUGCCAUGGUAUAACUUACUGUAACAAAUGAAAGUGAAAAGCUUAAUAAAAUAGCUCAGCUCUUGAGGGGCCACGAUCUUUACAGGUAGGGCACAGGUUCACUGAAUGGAAGAUGAGAUGCUGUCAAAUGGCACUUGUGUAUCAAAUUUAAAAGGCAGCAUCUGAAUUCGUUCUCUCUAUGGUCUCUCAUGGUACAAACCUUAAACGUGUACCUCAGAUCGUUAGAGUGGCAUGAUCACGUGUCCCGAGGGCCUGAAGAUUGGGAUAGGAUUUAGCAGUAUAUUUAGCAUAUAUUUUAUAACUUUGUUAAAGAAUAAUAAAACAUCUGUAUUUUUGUACAUUAUCAAUAAAGAUGCCAAACAGUU